Molecule: messenger RNA, 3433 nt
Organism: Anguilla anguilla (European eel)
Lineage: Eukaryota; Metazoa; Chordata; Actinopteri; Anguilliformes; Anguillidae
Product: anoctamin-5-like
Exons: 21
Coding region: 105-2900 (931 amino acids)
Biological process (GO): chloride transmembrane transport
Cellular component (GO): plasma membrane
Molecular function (GO): protein dimerization activity; chloride channel activity
Source: RefSeq, a predicted model, not a curated record
GUCUGUGGGACGAAGUUGAUUUCUGUCAAUAGCGAAAUCUGCGGGUAGCUAGCCUACGGAGCACGGCAACAGUAAAACCAGUCCCUUAGAAAAGGCAAGCUACGAUGAAUCAAGUAAGGGACAAUACGAAAGAUGAAACUAUUAUAGAGAUGAAAGUUUCGGAGUGUUCCCGGAGUGGAGGAGAAUGCAGCGAUGACUCCGAUUUAACCUCAAUGUGUGACACAGCAACCCAGCUCCCUGGAAACCACGAUGUCUGGAGGAAGCGACAGCUCUUCCUGAAGUUUCGCUCCAGGAUUGACAAACAUCAACAGAGCAAAGACUCAAUCUUCUUUCGGGAUGGGGUACGAAGGAUUGAUUUUGUAUUGUCCUACGUGGAUGACCGGAAUGAUGCAAGGAAGCGGGAGCGGAGGAAACAGUAUGAGGCCAACCUGUUGAAGGAAGGGCUGGAGCUUGAGACAGAAGACAAAUCUGAGUCCGAUGAUGGCAGGACCUUUUUCUUAAAGAUCCACGCCCCGUGGGAGGUGCUAGCCACCUACGCUCAUCUGCUGAAGAUCAAGGCUCCCUUCAAGGCGAAUGACAUCCCCGACAACAGGGACACGCCCAUGGAGUGGCUCUUCAAGCCCUUGCGCCUGCCCAGUGACAUCAUGCAUCCUGAGCCUGACUACUUCACCUCCCACUUCGACAAGGGGAAGAUCGACUUCUUCCUCCUUGACGACAAGGAGACCUUUUUCUCCCCUUCCAAGCGCAACAGAAUCGUGUACUAUAUCCUGGCUCGCUGCCCCUACUUUACGGAGGACUGCAAGGCCAAAGACAAGACCGGGAUCAAGCGGUUACUGAACAAUGGCACCUACACCGCUGCUUUCCCACUGCAUGAUUGCCAGUACUGGAAGAGGGCCAGAGACCCCAACUGCGAGAGCGAGAGGUACCUGUUGUUCAAUAACUGGGGUCGACUGCUGUGCUUCUACAAGGAGCAGCCUCUCAACCUGAUUCGGAAGUACUAUGGAGAGAAGAUUGGGAUUUACUUUGCUUGGCUGGGCUUUUACACGGAGAUGCUGUUCUUCGCUGCCGUGGUGGGCUUGAUCUGCUUCAUCUACGGCGUCCUGACCUACCACGAAAACACCUGGAGUAAAGAGAUCUGCGACCCUGAGAUCGGUGGAAAUAUCGUGAUGUGCCCGCUCUGUGACAGGAAGUGCGGGUACUGGAAGCUGAUCUCGGCGUGCACUUCCACCUGGCAAUCACAUCUGUUCGACAACAUGGGGACAGUUGUCUUUGCCCUAUUCAUGGGUAUUUGGGUGACCCUGUUUCUGGAGUUCUGGAAGAGGCGACAGGCCCGUCUGGAGCAUGAGUGGGAUCUGGUGGACUUUGAGGAGAAGCAGCUGCAGCUUCAGCUCCGACCAGAGUAUGAGAAUAAGUGCACUGGCUACCGGCUCAACCAGGUCACACAGGAAAUGGAGUGGGUUUUGAACAGGACCACCACAGACUUCAUCGGGAAACUCUUCUUGUGCUGGACCACCGUGGUGCUGUGGGUGGCGCUCAUUAUCGCCUGCAUCAUUGGGGUUAUCGCCUACCGGCUGGCGGUCUACGCCGCGUUCGCCAGCAUCAUGAAGGACAACCCCCCCAGCAGGCUCCACCUGGUGGGCUCUCUCAUCACUCCCCAGCUGGCCACCUCCGUCACCGCCUCCUUCAUCAACUUCGUCAUCAUCAUGAUCCUCAACUUCACCUACGAGCGCGUGGCCAUCUGGAUCACCGACAUGGAAAUUCCCAAGACCCACCUGGAGUAUGAGAACAGGUUGACCAUGAAGAUGUUCCUCUUCCAAUUCGUCAACUACUACUCCUCCUGCUUCUACUUGGCCUUCUUCAAGGGCAAGUUUGUGGGUUACCCAGGCAACUACACCUACAUGUUCAGACAGCUGAGGAAUGAGGAAUGUGACCCUGGAGGCUGUCUGAUUGAGCUGACCACCCAGCUGGUCAUCAUCAUGUCUGGCAAACAGUUAUGGGGCAACAUCCAAGAAGCACUGGUGCCGUGGCUGAGGAACUGGUGGGGCAAAUGGAAGACACUCAGUCACCCAGAGAGUCUGUACAGCCGCUGGGAGCAGGACCAUGACCUGCGAGAAUUCGGCCAGCUGGGCCUCUUCUCAGAGUACCUGGAGAUGGUGAUCCAGUUUGGCUUCAUCACGCUGUUUGUGGCGUCCUUUCCGCUGGCCCCCUUGCUGGCACUCUGCAAUAACAUCCUGGAGGUCCGGGUCGAUGCCUGGAAGUUCACCACCCAGUUCCGCCGGCCCGUGGCAGCCAAGGCCCACAGCAUCGGAGCCUGGCAGGAGAUCCUCAACGGAGUGGCCAUUUUCUCUGUCGUCACCAACGCGUUCAUCGUGGCCUUCACCUCCGACAUGAUCCCCCGCCUGGUCUACUUCUACGCCUAUCACCCCAGCUCCGAGCCCUCGAUGGAGGGCUACAUCAACAACAGCCUGUCCGUGUACAACAUCUCGCACUUCCCCGUGCGAAACCAGCCCGAGGAAGGAGAGAGUCCCGCCUGGUUCAACAGCUCCACCAUGACGACCUGCAGGUACCGGGACUACCGUUAUCCCCCGGACCACGAGUGGCAGUACUCCCACACCACGCGGUUCUGGCACAUUCUGGCAGCAAAGCUGGCCUUCAUUAUCAUCAUGGAGCACGUGGUGUUUGUGGUGAAGUUCUUCGUGGCCUGGAUGAUUCCAGACGUGCCCUCUGACGUGAAGGCCCGGAUCAAGAGGGAACGCUACCUGAUCCAGGAGUACCUGCACCACUACGAGGUGGAGAAGCUCAAGGUCCAGCUGACUCACAACGGCCAAUGCAGAGCGGAGCCUGACGCCCCGGAAACCGUUACCGUGGAAACGCACAACAUUUAUUCCGAGCGCCUGUGACGACAGGCUCCCCCCGGGCCCGGCGCUCUCGCGUCCGAGAUGAGGGUGCCAGACUGCAUCCGGGAUGCGCCAGGGUGCAGUUUGCUUCUUAGGGAGGCUUCAGUUUUCAACCCUCUCCCACCCCCCCACCUCGUUCUGUGUCGCAGAAUCUGCCUCCCUGCCUAUAACCUUCACCUCCAGACAGGGAAGGAAGGGGUCUUUGCAGUGACAUUUGCGAAUUAAAUUGCACUCCACAGAUACAGUUGGCGUUUUUGUAUCAAAGCAAUGCAGAACUUAAUGAGACAUGGGAUGGGCUAGUAUAAUCUUAGGCCAUAUCCGCAUAGCUCGCACUGUUGCUUAGGCAGUUUAUUAUUCAAUAAGCUGCACUGUGCCAAAGAAGGCAGGUAGAAUUUUUUUUUUUUUAAACUUGAAAGUGUCACAGACAGAAGUUUGUCUGCCACCAUUAUGUUUAUUAAAUGUUAUUACAUGUUGUUGAUUUCUUGUGUAUGACUGCAGUUUACAUCGUCCCACUACAAAUUAGACAUGCCAUUAAG